CAGAAGCGUGCAACUACUCCGAGACAGCAGCUUGCAGGUACAACCCUGUGCAAAACCUUUCAAACUGAUGAUGAAACUGUGGAAGCCAAAAUUUGGGAGGAGGGACAGCAGGAGACCUUUAUUAGAGAAUAACAACAACAACAACAAACAUGAUGAUAUGGAACCGGCUAGUACCUGUUGUGCCAUUGUGGCUCAGAACAAUUCCAACAGGAACGAGGAACAACACCUGCAGAGUGAAGAACAGAUCAGCAGUCAGCAACUAGCUGAACAUCUGGGUGUGCCCCCUGAUGCCGACCGCACACGCCUCAUACAAAGCUCUGUGUCCCAGCAUUUCCCAAAGCCACCGGUAGACGUGGACCAGAACCUCUUGCGGCACCUGUUGGAUGUGCAGGACACUGUGCACCAAGAGCUUGUGAAGCUGGGUCCCCUGUUGAAACAAAUGGGGUUGAUGGAGUGUCUGAUUGAAAGCUACCAACGGAAGACAUUUGAACACCUCCAUGAUCUACUCAACCAAAGCAGCUCCUCCAAGAAUUGCUUUGAGCUGAUGCUGUGGCUCCGAGAUACAUAUCUGAGCCAGGAGCCAUGUGGUCACCCUGACCUGCAAGAAAUGGAUCCCAUGAAAAAAGUUGACAUGCUGGUGUUCACAGAGUUGGCGGUAAAAGCAAAGGACAAACUGCUGGGACAUGUGAUGGGAGUAUGUCCAGACCCAAGCUGA
Etheostoma cragini (Arkansas darter) is the source of this 715-nucleotide messenger RNA. RefSeq lists its product as uncharacterized. NCBI's taxonomy places the organism in Eukaryota, Metazoa, Chordata, Actinopteri, Perciformes, Percidae. The transcript has 4 exons. The record is from RefSeq and is a predicted model, not a curated record. Bases 68 to 715 code for a protein of 215 amino acids.